Paramuricea clavata is the source of this 219-nucleotide messenger RNA. The record is from the annotation of a GenBank genome assembly. NCBI's taxonomy places the organism in Eukaryota, Metazoa, Cnidaria, Anthozoa, Malacalcyonacea, Plexauridae.
AAAGAACCACCUCCAGGUGAAACGAAAGUCCAUGUUGUAAAAGCAGUGAGCGUAGAGGCAUUGUUGAUCGACUACGAAAGGUUCAGCAAUGUCAACAAAGCUAUUUGGGUGGUCGCCAGAUUGCUAAACAUUGCGAAGAGGAGAAUUUUUAAAGGUGGAAAGACUCUCUCCAUCUCUGUUAAGCAAUUACAAGAAGCCGAGAACUUUAUUGUUAAAGAA